UGUAGGCCAGAAACCUAGGACCUCGAUAAUGCUCCCCACUACACCUUUCGAACAAUCCCCAAAGUCCAAACAAACAUUUUCCACUAUGGGUGUUUCGCUCAUCGCAUCAACGGUGAAAGACAACGGUCCAGGCCCGCGCAUCCUUACCAUCUGACCCUAUACAUCGCACGCGCAAAUCACAAUGCCCUCAGACGACCUCAAGGAUAAGAACAGCGAGCCCAUCCAUGUGGGUGACCACGUCUUUACUCACUCCCACGGUGGAAACCGUGGAAGACACGAAGGUGAGGUGGAAAAGAUCGUGAUCAGUAAGGAGGAGGCUGAGAGGGAAGGGGUGCAACAUCCGCCUAAGGUUCUCUUUACAGAUCAGCACGGUCAUCAUGUGGAACAUAACCCGGAGGUGUUGCAGCAUGGGGAGUAUAGGAAGUGACGGAUGCUUCGACUUGGAGGAGUGCAUAAUAAGAGAGUAUGGUGUUUGCGGCUGAUAGUUACAGUUUAUGAGAGACGUUGGUGCUCGUUGGACGCUGGUGAUAAUCGCUGUCACGAAGCGGAGAGACUUGGUGUUGCUGGCCGACAUUGAUGAGGUCAUUAUUCUAGUAGUCUACUGGAUCUGCGAGUCAGUUCUUAGAUGGGACACAUGGAAGAAUUUAACAUCCAUUGGUCCGAUGGUGUAGUUGGUUAUCACGUCAGUCUAACACACUGAAGGUCCCCAGAUCGAGCCUGGGUCGGAUCACAUUUUUUUAAGAGAUCUUUUUUUUUUCGUCAUUUUUUGUCGAACCACACACUCUA
Neurospora tetraspora is the source of this 786-nucleotide messenger RNA. RefSeq lists its product as uncharacterized. The coding region runs from base 182 to 427 and encodes 81 amino acids. The transcript has 2 exons. The record is from RefSeq and is a predicted model, not a curated record. Lineage: Eukaryota; Fungi; Ascomycota; Sordariomycetes; Sordariales; Sordariaceae.